AUGACAAAAGCCACAGAAGAACCCAAAAACUCCAAGCGCAACCUCCUUGACGAUAGCGACUCCGAAUCCGAAGAUGGAGGGGCCACUAUUGCUGCGUCAGACUUCAAGGUGAACGAAGACUUUGCGCGUCGUUUCGAGCACAACAAGAAAAGAGAGGAACGACAAAGAUUGGAGGAGAAGUUCAAGAAGACUGGAAAGCAGCCCGAAAGCGACGAUGGCGAGUCGUCCUCAUCCGACGAAGAGGAAGAUGAGGAUGGUUUCCUCGCUACAGAGGAUCUCGACGCCCAAAUCUCUGCUACUCUCCAAGCCAUCCGAAACAAGGACCCCAAAGUCUAUGACAAGGAGGUCACAUUUUAUCAGCCUGAUGAUCCCUCUGCGACAACUGCCAAUAAGGAAAAGAAGGAAAAGCCAGUAUACUUGAAGGACUACCACCGAGAAAAGUACAUGCGGGGUGAUAUUGGCGCCGAAGAUCAAGAUGAUGAUGGUGAUGUUCCCAUGUCCUACAACCAAGAACAAGACGCUCUCAAGAAGUCCAUCGUGGCUGAGAUGCACGCCGCCGCUGAAGACGAUUCUGACGAGGAGGAUGGUGGCUUCAUGAAGAAAAAGGCAUCAGCAAAGGUGGACUCAAACGGAGUUCAUCCCUCUAGAAAAGCAGCCCUGACUAUCACUGAAGUUGACGUUGCCAACGCCGACAAGAACCCUGAGACUUAUUUGUCAAAUUUCAUGAGCGCGCGCGCCUGGGUUCCUCCGGAUGGUUCUAACUGGAAAGUAUUUGAGUCAGACGACGAAGAUGAAGACGACCGCGCCGAUGAGUUCGAACAGGCAUACAACUUGCGAUUCGAGGAUCCAGAACGAAGCAAUGAAUUCCUUCGAUCUUAUGCUCGAGAUGUUGCCGCUGCCAAGUCGGUCAGGCGAGAGGAGAAGACCGGGCGCAAGCGUCAGCGUGAGCUUGAACGUGAGCGCAAGGAAGCGGAGAAGAAGGAGAGACGAGAGGAGAAGGCCCGCCUCAAGAAGCUCAAACUCGAUGAAGCUCAGGAGAAGCUGCGCAAGAUCAAGCGAACAGCUGGCAACGCAGGCAAGAAUCUUACUGAUGAGGAGUGGAUUCAGUUCCUUGACGAGGCAUGGGAGGACGAUAAGUGGGAGGAUGAGAUGAAGAAGCGAUUCGGUGACGAUUACUAUGCUCAGCAAGAUGAUGCUAUGGCAUCGGAUCAAGAGGAGGAGAGCAGAAAGAAGUCAAAGGUAAAGAAGCCCAAGUGGGAUGACGAUAUCGACAUCAAGGACAUUAUCCCAGACUUUGAGGAUGAAGAAGAAGAAAAGCCAAAGGUUUCCCUCAGCGACCUUGAGGAGGAUGCUGCCGCCGAAGAGGAUGAUGAAGAAGAAGAAGACGAAGACGAAGAUGGCCGAGCCUCCAAGAAGCGCAAGACAGACCACAAGAAGGCCCGCAAGGAGUCUCAGAAGCAGGCUCGCCAGGAGCGUAGCAAGCUCGAGGCUCUCGUCGAGUCCAAACUCGAACUCUCCAACCAUGCUCUUCUCAAGAAGCCCACACACGCUCCUUUCCGCUACCGCGAAACUUCACCCCAGUCAUUUGGUAUGACCGCUCGGGAUAUCCUCCUCGCUCCCUCUGACGCCGCCCUCAACGAUUACGCUGGCCUCAAGAAGUUCGCCACCUUCCGCGACCAAGAGAAGAAGCGCAAAGACAAGAAGCGUCUUGGAAAGAAGGCUCGUCUACGACAAUGGCGCCGCGACAUCUUUGGCAGAGAGUUCGAGCGCGAGGGUCCCACUUAUGGAUUCGAGCGUUUGGUCUCUGCCAAUGAUGAUGGUAGCGGCACCAUCAUUCAGUCCAAGGGCGACAGACAGAAGAAGCAAAAGAAGGAUGGCGACCAAGAGGACAACGUGGUUGGUGAUGUGGGCGAGAGAAAGAAGAAGCGAAAGAGGUCCAAGGGCAAGAAGAAUGCUUCAGCCGCCGUGGCAGCGGAAGAGUAA
Fusarium venenatum is the source of this 1983-nucleotide messenger RNA. RefSeq names its product KRI1-like family C-terminal-domain-containing protein. Gene Ontology annotation, cellular component: nucleolus; 90S preribosome. Gene Ontology annotation, biological process: endonucleolytic cleavage in ITS1 to separate SSU-rRNA from 5.8S rRNA and LSU-rRNA from tricistronic rRNA transcript (SSU-rRNA, 5.8S rRNA, LSU-rRNA). The record is from RefSeq and is a predicted model, not a curated record. Lineage: Eukaryota; Fungi; Ascomycota; Sordariomycetes; Hypocreales; Nectriaceae.